GAUUUGCCAAGUGUUACGAGAUGACGGAUUUGACAACAAAUAAAGUUUAUGCUGCAAAAAUCAUUCCUCACAGCAGAGUAGCAAAGCCUCAUCAAAGGGAAAAGAUUGAUAAAGAGAUCGAGCUGCACAGAAUGCUUAAUCAUAGACAUGUUGUACAGUUUUACCACUACUUUGAAGACAGAGAGAAUAUUUACAUUCUUCUGGAGUACUGCAGCAGAAGGUCAAUGGCUCAUAUCUUAAAAGCGAGGAAGGUAUUGACAGAACCAGAAGUACGAUACUACCUCAGGCAAAUUGUGUCAGGGCUAAAGUAUCUUCAUGAGCAGGAAAUCUUGCACAGGGAUCUUAAACUAGGUAACUUCUUCAUUAAUGAAAACAUGGAAUUGAAACUGGGUGACUUUGGAUUGGCAGCUAGACUGGAACCACUGGAGCACAGGAGGAGAACAAUAUGUGGCACACCAAAUUACCUCUCUCCAGAAGUCCUCAACAAACAAGGGCACGGCUGUGAAUCUGACAUCUGGGCCUUAGGCUGUGUAAUGUAUACAAUGCUGUUGGGAAGACCCCCGUUUGAGACCACAAAUCUUAAAGAAACAUACAGAUGUAUAAGGGAAGCAAGAUACAGCCUGCCUUCAUCUCUCUUGGCACCUGCAAAACACUUAAUAGCCAGCAUGUUGUCAAAAAAUCCUGAAGAUCGACCCAGUUUAGAUGAAAUAAUUCAACACGAUUUUUUCUUACAGGGCUUUACACCUGAUAGACUUUCUGCUAGCUGUUGUCACACUGUUCCUGAUUUCCACUUGUCAAGUCCUGCUAAAAACUUCUUCAAAAAAGCAGCUGCUGCUCUCUUUGGUGGUAAAAAGGAUAAAGCCAGAUAUUUCGACACACACAACAGACUAGCUAAAGAAGAUGAAGAAAUCUACAAGCUCAGGCAUGAUUUGAAGAAGACAUCCAUAACCCAGCAGCCCCAGAAACACAGGACAAAUGAGGAGAUCCAGCCUCUUAUCACAACCGUAGCAAAGCCGGGAGGCUUGCCAGAAACCAAGCAGAUUGGAGACUCUAUUCGCAUGAUAGUCAGAGGAACUUUGGGAAGCUGCAGCAGUAGCAGUGAAUGCCUGGAAGACAGUACCAUGGGAAGCGUUGCUGAUACAGUUGCUAGGGUAUUGCGAGGAUGUCUGGAGAAUAUGCCGGAAGCAGACAGUAUGCCCAAGGAGCAGCUGACAGCAUCCUUCCAGUGGGUUACGAAAUGGGUGGAUUACUCUAACAAGUAUGGCUUUGGGUACCAGCUGUCAGAUCACACUGUUGGUGUCCUUUUCAACAAUGGGGCGCAUAUGAGCCUUCUGCCAGACAAAAAGACAGUCCACUACUAUGCUGAGCUAGGCCAGUGCUCUGUCUUCUCAGCCACAGAGGCUCCUGAACAGUUCAUUAGCCAAGUAACUGUACUGAAGUAUUUCUCUCACUACAUGGAAGAGAACCUCAUGGAUGGAGGAGAUUUGCCCAGCAUAACAGAUGUACGCAGGCCCAGGCUUUACCUAUUACAGUGGCUAAAAUCUGAUAAAGCAUUAAUGAUGCUCUUCAAUGAUGGCACAUUUCAAGUGAACUUCUAUCAUGAUCACACGAAAAUCAUCAUUUGCAAUCAAAGUGAAGAGUAUCUCCUUACCUACAUCAAUGAAGACAGGAUAUCCACAACGUUUCGCCUGACGACUCUUCUUGUUUCUGGAUGCUCGUUGGAACUAAAACACAGAAUGGAAUAUGCUUUGAACAUGCUGCUGCAGCGAUGUAACUGA
Messenger RNA from Apaloderma vittatum (bar-tailed trogon), 1778 nucleotides. RefSeq names its product polo-like kinase 2 (gene PLK2). Gene Ontology annotation, cellular component: centrosome; nucleus; cytoplasm. The transcript has 13 exons. Lineage: Eukaryota; Metazoa; Chordata; Aves; Trogoniformes; Trogonidae. Gene Ontology annotation, molecular function: protein serine/threonine kinase activity; ATP binding; protein binding. The coding region runs from base 21 to 1778 and encodes 585 amino acids. Gene Ontology annotation, biological process: mitotic cell cycle; regulation of cytokinesis; protein phosphorylation. The record is from RefSeq and is a predicted model, not a curated record.